AGAAACACCAACAACUCUCUAUACCACGCGAUUCUUGAGGAAGGCGCCCAUCCCCUGGCAUUCCUCCUUCACAUUCGCACUCAUACACUGCUGAGAACGACCGAACAUGUCUGAUCAAGAUUCCACCGAUCCUUUGGCCGAAUUCACUGCCCGCAAUAAAGACAAGAGAAGCUCUGGGGCGAAAAGAGCUGAUUUUAGAAAAGAUCCCACCAGCAUUCUCUAUCUCGGCUCCUGUGAAAUCAGCCGCAACGAGCAAGAAGUUGUCAAAUCAGGGCCACGAGUGCUCGCUGAGGAAGGCAGAGCGCUCCAAUUUGCCAAUUCCUUGAAUCUUCCCGUUCCAGCUCUGCGUGAAGUGCGUGCCUUGGACCAAGGCACACUGCUCAGGAUGGACUUUGUUGACGGAGAAUGUCUUGAGGAAGCCUGGCGAUCACUGGAUGGGAAACAGAAACAAAGCAUUGCGGAGCAACUCAGAGAUAUUCUUAUAACGAUGCGACAGGCGACACCUACUCAGAGCACAAUCGGAGGUUUCGGUGGACCGGCUCGCGAUCCUCGCUUGAUUUCGGACUAUCCUGGUGGUCCUUUCAAUACCGAAGCAGAGUUCAAUACCUUUGUUCUCGACCUCCUAGAAGGGACACCAUCCAAGAUUCGAAGUGCUCUAGCAGGUGGCUUGGACGUCAACAGCCGAAUUGUUUUCACUCAUGCAGAUUUGUCACCGCGAAACAUCAUUGUCAAAGGAGACCGCGUCCAGGCACUUCUCGACUGGGAAUAUUCUGGCUGGUACCCUGAGUAUUGGGAGUACGUGAAGUUCUUUGCCCGGCCAACUCAAUGGGACGACUGGGUAGAGUAUGCUGAGACGAUCUUUGACACGGAGUAUCCGAAGCAGCUGUGCACAUAUCAAGCAAUCGCACGAUGGCAGCAGCCAUAGCCUACUUCUAUAUCUUCCACUCUGGGAAUUGCAUGCAACAUGCCUCUCAGUCCUUGAUGAUAUAUACGAUGCUUUCGACAGACGACCCUGAUUCUGCGACGCCUUCGGUGCCGACUCUACCCAUGUCUGACAGUUGAAUUUCGGAUCGCGGUUGUUUGUAGGAACUCUGAGUAACAUACACUCCAUUGCUACGAGUUCCUAUCAACAACUGCGAUCUGGAAUUCAACUGUCAGACAUUGGUAAAGUGGGCACUAAAGGUAUUGUAGGACGCAGGAUACCAGACGUGUCGGCAAAAGUAUACAUAUAUAUAUAUAUAUAUAUAUUCAAGAACUAGUGCAUAUACAAAGCAAUCCCCCAAUAGCAGUCCCGACAACCUACUUUACAUCUUUCGCAUCAGCAAUUGCACUCCACAUCCGAUCCAGACCUUGUCUAUGCGACUCCUCCGAUAGAAUCCCCUCAUUCUUCAACUCCCCCAACGCCAACUCGACCCAAAUCUGACAGUUGAAUUUCGGAUCCGAAUUGUCGAUAGGGACAUGUUGUAGUAUUGCAACAAUCUCUUCCGAAGUCGCAGCAACCUCUGGAGGUCCCAAUUCGAUCAGUUUGCGGUACAAUAGGCUGUCCUGAGGCUCUUUCGAGGUCGGUCUACAUUGGAAUUUAAAUUUCUGUGGAUUCCCUACGAUGUGCGCUAUGAGAGAGGGGGAUUGGGAGGCGGAUUGGAGCCAGAGUACGGUAUGGCGAUAUUCGGGAUAUUUUAGUGGAAAGCCUUCGUAGACGACGAUGUUGAUGUGGAUUGUCGUCAUGGUGGAAUCGUUCCAGAUUCCAGUCGGCGAGUCUACAAAGCACACCGAUGUUGUCGCUUUGAAGUUUUGAUUUUAUAGGAGAGAAAGACGCCGAGUGUAGUAGUGAUUGCAGACAAUACUGAUGCUGCUGCUGCUGCUGUUGUAGACGUUCAAGCGAGUGUAGCGUUAGACUUGUAGACAACAAAAGAGUUGAAGAAAAAAACAAGAGGCAAAACCAGCAGAAUAUAUACACUUGUCUGAACAGCCUCCUCGAGAAGGUUAGGUGAUCAUACACCCACCCACCCACCCUCUCUUGAACCGGAGCAGGCUCCAGUAGGGACAAGCCAGACAGACAAGACAGACAGACAGACAGACAGAGAGAGAAAUCCUCUCCAGGCAACAACGCCCUCCAACCUCAGCGAAAAAAAGAAACCUCACAGACGUGCCUUCCAU
This is a messenger RNA of Sphaerulina musiva SO2202, 2157 nucleotides long. Its product is annotated as kinase-like protein. Lineage: Eukaryota; Fungi; Ascomycota; Dothideomycetes; Mycosphaerellales; Mycosphaerellaceae. The transcript has 3 exons. The coding region runs from base 107 to 925 and encodes 272 amino acids. The record is from RefSeq and is a predicted model, not a curated record.